Messenger RNA from Drosophila arizonae, 1880 nucleotides. RefSeq names its product tay bridge kinase (gene tay). NCBI's taxonomy places the organism in Eukaryota, Metazoa, Arthropoda, Insecta, Diptera, Drosophilidae. The record is from RefSeq and is a predicted model, not a curated record.
ACUGGUUCAGUACCACGCUCAAUGCCAUAUCAUCCUGCAGCUACCGCUGGACCUACUGUUUGGCCUAUAAAAUCAGAUCUUAUUGAUAAUGCACGUCGUGAAGCCGAAGAACGAGAUCGAGAGCGGGAGAUACGUGAACGAGAGCAGCGCGAGCGCGAUCGUCAAAGAAGGGAGCGUGAAGAGCGUGAGCGUAAAGAUAAAGAGGACAAACUAAAGCGUGAACAACAGGAGCGUGAAAGAGAACGCGAACGGGAACGUGAACGCAAAGAGCGCGAGCGACGUGAAAUAGAACGUCGAGAAGUUGAACGUGAACGUAUGCUACAGCAACAACGCAUUAAUGAAAGCAACAAACAAGCAAUAGUUGCUUCAUCUUCAUCCACACCUCGAGAUCGGUCACCUCACCGAAUUAUUGGUGACCUGAAUACAGAAAUACGAAUUAAAGAAGAGCAUUCCCGAUCGAAAGAGGAGCAAGACGCCCUGCUUAUGCGUGCAUCAGCAGCUGCGAACGUCGGAGAUCCACGAUAUCAUCCUUCAUCGUUGGUGUCUGUUCAACCAAAUGCAGCAGUGACUGCAGCACAUCACCAUGCCAACUUCUUAGUAGCGGGUCGACAUGGAUUACCACCACCAACAUCACAUAUUUCCCGUAAUAUGAUACCACCUUCAAUGGGUAUCAGUGGACCACUUACACAUUUUGGUCCACCUGGACCGACCCCGUGGGGUAUUGAUCCAUAUCGGGAUCCCUAUGCACCUAUUCUGCGAUACAAUCCCAUAAUGGAAGCAGCUUUUCGCCAUGAAGCAGAAGAGCGUCAGAAAGCCCUAAGUAUGUACGCAGCCCAAUCGGCAGCUCAUCUGCGAGGUAAGGAGCCGAGCCCCAUACCGCCACCGUCGGUAGGUCAUUUAGGUCCUUCUGCUACACAUCUUCGAAUGCAGCCAGCGGGUGUAAAUGUUAUUGCUUCAUCAAGUGUCCCACCGUCUUCGCAAAAUCCUCAAACACAAUUGACUACAAUUGGAAUUGGAAAAGGGACGCAACCAUCUACUUUAAAUUUAUCAGUACAACAUAUGAUAAGCGAUCCUUUAAUACAUUCAUCCACUACAUCCAAAAAAGAUACUGAGAAUAGUAUGGGUAUAGCGGUCAGUUCGUCUGGUACAAAUGUAAGCCACAGUAAUGUACCAGGAAACCUGAUAGGUAUACCACCCGCGUCACCAGUAAUGCCAAGUCGAUGAUAACCUAGAAAAUUAUAAAAGUAAUUUCAAAUACCCAAUUUUAAUAAUAGUUUGUAUUUAUUUGCCGUACCUCUUUCACCCCUAGCCUGAGAAUAUGAAGAUAAUGAGCGCAACGGUUUUGUAAUAUGAAAAGUGAAAUUGAAUAUUUAUUAACUUAAUUUUAUUGUUACGGAUACAACUUGUUCAAUAAAACAAGUUACAAAUUUUAUCUACUACACAGCAAGAGGUAUAAGAGGAAGGUACAUUUCUUCUUCUCUUUAUUUUCUAACUACGAGCCCUUUUCGUUAUCGCAACAAGUUGCUUCCCAUUAACGUCUACCCAUAACAACAAAUUGCACAUACGUACUCGCAUAUAAAAAAAAUAUUUUAGGCUUAUAUUAGUUUAAAUUUGAUUUUAAAAUUUGCAUAUGUUGCUUAAUAUAUUUGUAAUAUUUGUAUUAURUGAAAUUAAAGUUACUCAUUAACUUGACAUCAAUAUACUCAAAUGUACAUAUACACAGAUGCAAACGCACUAGUUAUUAGUACUAUAAAUUAUGAUAGUAAUUAAUUAAUUAACUAGCUGUAAACUAUAAUAUAUCAUUUGGCGGCAUCAGAGUAUACCCAUCCAAUCGUGCGCUUUCUCUUUCCAGAUGAAAUUUCAUGCAUGCCGGUAAUGUA